Cornus florida is the source of this 1468-nucleotide messenger RNA. RefSeq lists its product as uncharacterized. The coding region runs from base 1 to 1173 and encodes 390 amino acids. Gene Ontology annotation, molecular function: protein binding. NCBI's taxonomy places the organism in Eukaryota, Viridiplantae, Streptophyta, Magnoliopsida, Cornales, Cornaceae. Gene Ontology annotation, biological process: regulation of flower development. Gene Ontology annotation, cellular component: nucleus. The transcript is spliced from 5 exons. The record is from RefSeq and is a predicted model, not a curated record.
AUGUUGCAGGACAUGGUUCAUCCACCCGAACAACUUCAGAUUCAAGAGAUUUCGAGCCCGUUUGGUGCUCAAUUUUUCGAGUUUUGUGAUCCUGAAUUAUUCUCAGAAGCACUACAAGACUCUGAAGUUGCUUCUACUUCUAAUUAUUGCCAUGAAGAGAACUCAUCCUACACCCCAAAUUUUUCCUUUCCUCCAAACACAAACCAAUUCACUAGAAGUACUAAUACCACCACCACCACCCCUAUUACCACCACUAAUGACAACACCUGCAACAAUCUCUCUUUAAUCUUCGACUCCCCGGAAAAUAUAGAAAAUGACAUUUCUGCUUCUAUAGACUUCUCUCCCUUCCUCACUGCACAACAAGACCAGCUUGAUCUCUCUUCCUUGCAAUCUCAAAUUCCAGUAAUAAAUGAUGAUGUUGUUAUGGAUGGACUCUCACAGUUCCCUCCUGAACCUAUUGUCCCUCUCAUAGGGCCACCACCACCACCACCACCACCACUAUCUGCUGUUUAUGAAGAGGAAUGCAUAUCUCCGAUGCCUUCUUAUGCGCGCUUGAACACUUCCUCGCCUUCUUGCUCUUUUCUUGAUCAAACAAUUGGACCAUACCUGCCCGGCAAUCAAAAUGCCGCGUUAUCAACUGAAUAUUCUGGGAUUUUAGUUGGGGGUAUGCCUAUGAGUACAGAGCUGCAGCCUCAAGAAUUGGAAUUUCAGGGAGAUACUAGUGGGAUUUUCUGGUCUGGGAUUAGCUCUACUGAGCUACAGGCACUUGCCAACGAGAGUCAUCAUGCGAGUGGUGGUGGGAGUUCUACUCCUUUGGCAUCAGAGAUCUCAAGUAUGGAAGAUUCUACAUUCAAAGUUGCUAAACUCUCUGUUGAACAGAGGAAGGAGAAGAUCCAUAGAUACAUGAAGAAAAGGAAUGAGAGGAAUUUCAGCAAGAAAAUCAAGUAUGCAUGCCGCAAAACGCUUGCAGACAGCAGACCUCGAGUGAGAGGAAGGUUUGCAAAGAAUGAUGAAUUUGGGGACACACCUAGGACCACUUGUAGCAACCAAGAAGAGGACACAGAUGAAGAUGUAGUUGUGAAAGAAGAAGAUGACUUUUCCUCAAAUAUCUUUGCUCAUAUAAAUGGCAUGAACUCCUUCAAAUGCAAGUAUCCUAUACAAUCUUGGAUUUGAUCGGCUUUGCAACACGAAAGCAUUUCUUCUACAAUUUUGCAGGACCCUUUUUGUGCCAGGAUAUAUUAACCCUGGAAUUUAUAUAAGAUGAAUAAUUGUGUUUUAUUUUUGUUUUUAAAUAAUCGAGUUUUAGUUAUAUAGGAAGUGAAUCAUAUUGUAAAAUCUGUAUAUAUAAGCCUUCAUCAUCUCUCUGAAGUCCAGCUUAUUUCAUAGGUAGUAGAAAACUCUGUCCUUGUACUUAAUUGCUAGAGAUACAGGUUGAAAAAAGGCAUUAAAUAAUAUUAUAUUCUUGAAA